AUGAAAUGACAAUAGGGAGGAACAGUUGCUAAGCAACCGACAACAGUGAAGGUUUCGAUGCAUACAGUUGAGACGGAGUUAUAUGCCGGUAUUAAAUUUUAAAGCAGUAAGAGUAGAAGCGAGAAUACAGUGUCGCUAAAAAAAUCUAAAGGCUUAUAAAACGCCGGUAUACUAUUUUGUAUAGAGUGUAAAAAAUAUUUUCAUUUUUAAUAAAUAGUUUGAUUAGUUAGCAACUAUUAGUGGUAUAUAUUUCUUUGAUAAAUUCAAAUUAAUAUAAAUUUUAAACUUUGCACAUAUAUACGUAUAAAAUAUAUAUAAAAUGGCUGAAGAAAAAACAGAAAAUAGCCCAUCUGCUGAAGGAGAGAAAAAAAUUGAAGAGACGAGCUCUCCAACAAAAAAUGAACAAAGCGACGUCCAAGAUACCCAAGUUGAGGAUAAAAAAGUUGAAGAAAAUAGUGAGUCAGAAAAGCCUAACGAAAAUGAUGACAGCAAACAGGCAUCAGAACCAAAGCAUAUGCGUGCUAUUGUUCUUAAUAGCUUUGGUAGUCUAAAAAAUGUCAAAGUUCUUAAGAAACCAGAGCCAACUCCAAAUCAGGGCGAAGUUCUUAUUAAAGUCAAAGUAUGUGGUUUGAAUUUCCAAGAUUUGAUGGUGAGACGAGGAACAUUUGAUUUACCAUGUAAACCUCCUUUUAUCAUGGGAUCAGAAUGUACAGGUGAAAUUGAAAUGAUCGGUGAAGGUGUAACUAAUUUCAAAGUCGGUGAUCGAGUUGUUGCUAUGCCAGAUUACAAAGGAUGGGCUGAACUUGUUACUGUCCCAGAGACUGCGGUUUUUAAAUUACCUGAAAAUAUGAGUUACACCGAUGCAGCAGCAAUAACUAUGAAUUAUGUGGUUGCUUAUAUUAUUCUUUUCGAUUUAUCCUGUCUGACUCCUGGAAAAAGUCUUCUUGUUCAUAGUGCUGGAGGAGGCGUGGGACAAGCCAUUAUUCAACUGGCAAAAACCGUAAAAGAUGUAAAAAUAUUUGGAGCAUGCAGUAAAUCUAAGCACGAAGAACUCAAAGCCGAAAAUAAUAUAGAUCAUUUACUUGAACGUGGAACAGAUUAUUGCAGUGAAGUUCGAAAAAUAUUACCUGAAGGUGUGGAUAUUGUACUGGAUUGUAUGUAUGGUGAAGAAUAUAACAAAUGUUACUCUCUUUUGAAACCAAUGGGCAAAUACAUUCUCUAUGGAUCAAAUAACCUUUUCACUGGUGAAACUAAAAGUUUCUUUUCCGUUGCCAGAUCUUGGUGGCAAGUGGAUAAAAUCUCGCCCAUUAAACUCUUAGAUGAUAAUAAAACAAUUUCCGGUUUUAACCUACGUCAUUUAAUGCAUCAGCAAGGAGGACAUGUUUUUAUUAAAAACGCCGUAGAGAAAGUGUUUAAUUUAUGGAACAGUGGUUGUAUUAAACCGAAAAUUGAUUCGACAUGGGCUCUUGAGAAUGUUACUGACGCCAUGCAGAAAAUGCAUGAACAUAAGAACAUUGGUAAAAUUUUGCUUGAUUUAAGUCUUGAACCAAAAGUUAAACCUGCCCCUGUUACUAAGGGUAAAGUGAAGGAUAAAAAGAAUGUUAACCCAGACGAAAAACAAGAAUCUCAUGGAGAGCCAGAAGAAAAUGAGAAGAAAUCGGAAACAGAAUUGAAAAAUGACCAAAAUGAAGAUGCGUCUGACAAUGCUGUAAAAGAGACUGAGUCGAGCUGAAUCUAUAAAGCAGUUUACAAAUCAUCAUUUCAACAUCAUUUGAAAUUGAACAAGUUCACAAAAAUACUUGUUUAUGCAUUAUUUAUAUAAAAAAAAGCUUAUUAUACUCUUAUCUACAGUGAACUGCAUAUACUAAAAUAGUAAAUGAAAAAUGAUCGAUAAUAAUAAUAAAAUUUGAACAAAUGAUCUCAUAAACAUGAAAUGAAAUUAUAUUUUCAUUAAAACUAUCAAUAUUUUUUCAUUUCAUUACAAGUUAUUGUAAUUCAUCUCUGGUAAGAAUAUUUAAUAAAGUUUGAAAGCUGUAAUAUUAUAUUAUUGAUUGCAUAAAUAUUUAAUGAGUAAUGAAAAUUUAUUAAAAGUUAUAAGAUUUACUAAAUUAAUUAUUUCUUUUGGGUGUCUAAUAGUGUUUUUUAUUUUAUAAUCAAUUUUUUCACUGAUCAUUCAUAACUUGCACAGUUUUUUUCAAUCUUCAUUACUCGCAUGCUGAGCGCUAGUUUAUCGUGUUAAUGCCAAAUGCGGAAGCAUCUCAUUCUGAAAUGCGAAUGUGAACAUUAAGUAAAAACACGACUUAACAAUAUUGUGAUACGGUCAUUUACCACACUCACUUGCACCAUAUAGUGUAAUGUCGUUUUUAAAAUUACAUGCUGUUAAAUUACGUAUUAAUUAAUUAAUUAAAGUAUUUUGAUUUAAAAAAUUUGUAUUCGUUAUCAAAAUAGCAUGGAGAGCGCUAAAGUGUGAAAGCCGCGAGCGAGUCACUACGGGUUAACUUUAUGUUGUAGUUAAUGUUCAUAUGAAUAAAUAAUCACAUUAAUAAUUGACAAUUAGAUACCAAAAAAAAAAAAACAUAAGUUUAAAAAUAAAAGGAGUAUUGGAAUAGAUUCAUUUGAUUUUUUAAUUUAAAUUCACAAAAAAAUGAUACUAAAGUUAGCCGACGUCUAAUAAUUUUUAGAUUUUUUUUAAAACGACAAAUUACUAGAAAAAAAAAUUGCAUCUAAAGUUUUUUAAAUUUUCUACACGUGCAUAUUUUUUUUUUUUUUUUUAGUUCACUUGUUGAAAAAAAAAAAUCCGAAAAUUGCUAAUUGUCUGUUAACUUCAGGAUCAUAAAAAAAAACUCAUUUCUAAUGUCUGAUAAAAUUCAAUAAUUUAUUUAAGUAUCGAUGCAUUUCUACAAUUUUUUGAUACUGCCGAAAACCCUAAUAUAAAGCUCGUUCUUUGAGCAUUAAAUUGCCUAAAAUAUUGAUUACACUAGUAAUUAUUUAAGAUCAGAUAAUUUGAAACAAAAGGUAUGAAAUGCGAUUAAAUAAGUUUCAUGUAAAAGACAAGAGGAAAUAAUAAUCACUAAGUAAAAUCUAUAAAACUUUUGAUAAAUUUGAUUUUUAUUUCAUACAUAUCUUAUAACAUUUUCGUAGAUUUGUGAUUGAAGUUUUUACCAGAGAUUGCAUAUGAAAAUUUUCUGAUAUUUAAUUAACAUUAAAUGAGAAGAGAGAUAAUUCGAUGAUUGAUUGAACAAACAAAUUAAAUUUUUUAUAUUUGUAAUUUUAUAUUUAGUUCAAACUAAGCAAAAAAUAUAAAAAAAAAAAUUUUUUUUAUUUUUCUCAUUUAUAUCUUAUUUAUCUCGAGUUAUUGAUAUUUAAAGUGCAGUGUAAAGCUAGCCUGGACUUCAGUUGCCUAAGCUUAUACCCUAAACGUCCAAUAGUUAAGGGUCUGAAGACUAAAUCAAGUAAAAGUUAUGAGCUGAAAGCAAUAGUGAAUAAUAAAUGUCAUUCAGCAGUAUUUUAAAGGUUAAAGUAGAACUCAAUCAUUAAAUAUUAAAUGAAAACAUAUAAUAACUGAUAUCAAAAUGAAUAAACUGAUUAUCUUAAUAUCCAAACUUAUGUAAUAUAUAAUUAAAAAAUAAUAUUUUUGUAAAAUUUUAUUAUACUCAGUGAAAAAUUAAUGGGAGAUAUCAUUAUGAUACUUUAGGUAGUUGACAUAAAUCUAUAUAUAUUUUCACAACUCAAUUAAAUCUGAAUAAACAGCUAUAUUUUAUAAACUGUAAAUUACAUUGAAUCAAAAUCAGCUAUAAUUUCUUUUUGGAGAAUCAUUAAUAUAAUCGUAAUAAAUAUUUCUGGAUUUUAAUAUGAAACAUAAUAUAAAAUAUUUAAGAAAAAUUAUUUUUUAAUUACGACAUGGGAACGAAACUAUAAUAGGGAGAUUUUUGCAAAAGAUAGUUAGUGAUAACGCUAUAUUAAAUAGUAUGGAAAUAUAGUCGUUAAAUAUUUGCUUUUGGCUUAUAACUUUUAUUGGGUUAAAGCUCUGAAGGAGGAGAAAAUAUAUUAUCUAAUUUUAUCCUGUUUUAUUUGAGCUAGCCAAAUUGUUCUUUAAUUGUAAACUAUAAAAUUAUACUAUUUUAUUGAAUAUCAUACGGCUUUAUAAUUAAAGAAAAAGAAAAACCAUAGAUGGAAAAAUCUAUUUCUACUUGCUAUUUAUACUAAAUGCUUAUUAUUGAUGAAUAAAUUAUAAUUGAGUAAUGCUA
Microplitis mediator is the source of this 4247-nucleotide messenger RNA. Its product is annotated as synaptic vesicle membrane protein VAT-1 homolog-like. The transcript has 7 exons. The record is from RefSeq and is a predicted model, not a curated record. Gene Ontology annotation, molecular function: zinc ion binding; oxidoreductase activity. Bases 320 to 1732 code for a protein of 470 amino acids. Lineage: Eukaryota; Metazoa; Arthropoda; Insecta; Hymenoptera; Braconidae.